AUGAGUUCAAGUAUCAAAGAAAACACUUUUUUGAGCAAAACAGUUACUGUUUCACCCCUUGUGUUACUUUCAGUAGCUGACCACUAUGAUAGAGUAGCAAAAGAUUCUAAGAAAAGAGUUGUUGGUGUUCUCUUGGGAGAUAGCGAAUCCAACACUAUCAAAGUGACGAAUUCAUUUGCAAUUCCCUUUGAAGAAGAUGAGAAAAAUUCGUCAGUCUGGUUCUUGGAUCAUAACUUUAUCGAGUCAAUGACUGAAAUGUUUAAAAAGAUUAAUGCAAAAGAGAAACUUAUUGGAUGGUAUCACUCAGGGCCAAAACUCAGAGCCUCUGAUUUGAAAAUCAAUGACGUCUUCAAAAAGUUCACUCCAUCCCCAUUGUUGGUUAUUGUUGAUGUACAACCCAGAACUGUUGGUAUUCCCACGGAUGCUUAUUUCGCCGUUGAUGAUAUUAAGCACGACGGCUCAAAAGCGGAGAGAACUUUUGUUCAUAUACCAUCGUUGAUCGAAGCAGAGGAGGCAGAAGAAAUAGGAGUAGAGCAUUUGUUACGUGAUAUUAGAGAUCAAGCUGCUGGAAACUUGUCUCUCAGAGUCACAGAGAGAUAUCAGUCGUUGAUGGGUUUGCAUCAAAAAUUGAGAGAGAUUGCCAAUUAUCUCAGAAAGGUGAACGAGAAAGAACUUCCUUUGAACCAUUUGAUUCUCGGGAAAUUGCAAAAUGUUUUCAAUUUACUACCAAACUUAGCCCAGAGCACUGGCGAUUCUGAUAAAAUUUUUGAAUCUAUUGCAUCUGAAAGGGCUGAGAACAGCUCAAGCCCACUUGCAACUGCAUUUACAGUGAAAACUAAUGAUGAAAUGAUGAUGAUUUACACGAGUACUUUGGUUAGAUCAAUUAUUGCUUUCCAUGAUUUGAUUGAAAACAAAUUGGAGAAUAAAAAGUUGAUUGAGAAGCGAAAAGAGAUCCACACAUAA
Metschnikowia bicuspidata var. bicuspidata NRRL YB-4993 is the source of this 963-nucleotide messenger RNA. RefSeq names its product proteasome regulatory particle lid subunit (gene RPN8). The record is from RefSeq and is a predicted model, not a curated record. Gene Ontology annotation, biological process: proteasome-mediated ubiquitin-dependent protein catabolic process. Bases 1 to 963 code for a protein of 320 amino acids. Gene Ontology annotation, molecular function: protein binding; metallopeptidase activity. NCBI's taxonomy places the organism in Eukaryota, Fungi, Ascomycota, Pichiomycetes, Serinales, Metschnikowiaceae. Gene Ontology annotation, cellular component: proteasome complex; proteasome regulatory particle. The transcript has a single exon.